GUCAGACUUCAUCAGAGGGAGUCAGCCUCCACACUCCUCCGUCAGACCUUAGGAGGGGAGGCUGGAUCACAGAUCCCACCUCCGGUCUGCUGCCCAUGGGACCCGUCAGGUGAGCGCGAAUGGCCCCUGCUUCGUUACGCUUCACCGACGCAACGUUCGGACCAGCCGGCAGUAUGCCUUCGACGAUUUGUUCGUCCAUUUUUCGCCUGGCCAUGUUUUCCUCUGUGUGUGGUCAACUGUUGGGAGACUCUGAGACAGACCGAGUACAAGACCUGAUGUCAAGAUACCCUCUAAUUGACGGGCACAAUGACCUGGCCCUACAGCUGAGACGCCACUACCACAACCUCCUGAGUCGCGUGGACCUCCAGCACCUCCCCUCGAUGGCCACAGACAUCGCCCGCCUCCGUGCCGGGCGCGUGCAGACGCAGGUGUUUGCUGCGUAUGUGCUCUGCGGGGCCCAGGAGAAGGACGCAGUCCGGCUGACCCUGGAACAGCUGGACGUGAUCAGACGCAUGUGCACAGAGUACACAGACAUGGAGCUGGUCACCACUGCAGAGGGACUCCGCGGGGCAGAGUCAAGGGGUAAGAUAGCGUGUGUGCUCAGCAUCGAGGGAGGUCAUUCCCUGGACAGCAGCCUGCCCACUCUCCGGAUGUUCUACCUGCUGGGGGUCCGCUCCAUGGCCCUCACACACAACUGCAACACCCCCUGGGCCGGGUCCUCCUCAGAUCUUUAUAAUUUCUAUCAGAGAGAGAACAACACCCUCACUCUCUUUGGUCAGGCGGUGGUGCAGGAGAUGAACCGACUGGGGAUGAUCGUGGACCUUUCCCACAGCUCCUGGGAGACGGCCAGGGCGGCCAUCAGCGUCUCCAAGGCUCCCGUGGUCUUCAGCCACUCCUCCGCCUACGCCAUCUGCAACCACAGCCGCAACGUCCCCGAUUGGCUGCUGCAUGAACUGAAGAAGAACCGUGGUCUGAUCAUGGUGACUCUCUUCAGUGACUUUGUGGCCUGCGAGGGUCAGGCUAAUGUGUCUUCUGUGGCCGACCACUUUGACCACAUCAGAAACACGAUUGGAGCGGAGUUUAUUGGAAUAGGGGGAGACUAUGAAGGCGUCCUUCGAUUUCCUUUGGGACUAGAAGAUGUCUCCAAGUAUCCCGUCCUCAUCAAGGAACUGCUGCGCAGGAAGUGGCCCGAACAGGAAGUGGCGGGUGUCCUGCGACAGAACUUCCUGCGUGUUUUUGACGAGGUGGAAAAGGUGCGUGAUGAGUUGAGGUUGAGCCCGCCGGGUGAGGCGCAGAUCGCCCCGGAGGAGGUGGAUCACCCGUGCAGACUGGUGCUCCGCCCGCCCCGUCCUCAAGCCCCCACCUCGGCUCCGUCCUCGGGACCACCACGGUUCCUUUCGGUCGCGCUCCUGCUGCCCGCCAGCCUCCUCGCUCUUCAUUGAUCCGGGCUGAAACUCGGGCUGAGGAUCCUGAAUCUCAUCAUGUAUCGCUGUGCUAUAAAACAAACCCUUAACCAAAACGUAGAGCCAUCUUUCGAAAACUAUUCUUUUAUGAUUCAUUUUGAUAUCUUAUAUUUUAUAUUCAAGAUUUAUUUUACAAAACACUGUUUAUCCUAAUAAAGAUAUUAGCUGGACUGAAGAUUAUAAGAUAUAGGGUAUCACUUUGGAAUACUUGCAUCUUUGAAGCAUUAACAAUGUAGUAACUAGACAAUUCAGCAUUUAUACACCGAUACUUCAUGCAUAAUCAGUUAAUUAAAUUAUUAAUAAAAAAAUGGAAGAACAAACUAUUGACGUGUUAACUGAUUAUGAAUAGCAUGCCAAUGAGUAUUCAUACUUGAUAAAUGAGAAUCACUAUAAAUUCUUAAAGGUUUCAGUUAAGUGUUACCGAGAUUUGGUGUAUAACUUUAUGGCCUUAUAAAACUAGCAGAGUUCAUGUAGCUAUUUCUGUUAGACUCAAAUCAGGCAGGCAGCACACACAAUCUGCAGAGUUAUGCUGUUUGAUGAAUAAGUAUUUGAUUGCAAGUGACUGUUAUACAUAAGACACUCAACUUAAGUUGACAAAUCAAGGAAAAGCUAUCCAGUUGACAAAAUACAAGACUCCAGGCAUUCCAUUUCCUUGGUGUUUUAUUUAUUAAUACAAAAGGUAGUCUUUCCCAUCCACACUUCAAUCUAUAGAGUAAGAAACAGGAAUGUGUGCAACAAUGCCUGUGAUGGCGCAGGAAAUAUAUCUUGUUUCUAGUCCGUCAGAUACAAAAUCAAAUAAAAAUACAUGUGUGGUGAUUCCAAAAACUAUUUAUCUUCAAAACGUAUUUCUUAACAAUAUAAAUCCUUGUCGAAUACAAAACAUCCA
This is a messenger RNA of Gadus morhua (Atlantic cod), 2349 nucleotides long. It is a transcript of the gene dpep2, whose product is annotated as dipeptidase 2. The record is from RefSeq and is a predicted model, not a curated record. Gene Ontology annotation, biological process: proteolysis. Gene Ontology annotation, molecular function: metallodipeptidase activity. Lineage: Eukaryota; Metazoa; Chordata; Actinopteri; Gadiformes; Gadidae. Bases 120 to 1442 code for a protein of 440 amino acids. The transcript is spliced from 11 exons.